Messenger RNA from Exophiala xenobiotica, 2846 nucleotides. RefSeq lists its product as uncharacterized. The record is from RefSeq and is a predicted model, not a curated record. NCBI's taxonomy places the organism in Eukaryota, Fungi, Ascomycota, Eurotiomycetes, Chaetothyriales, Herpotrichiellaceae. Gene Ontology annotation, biological process: actin cortical patch localization. Bases 236 to 2704 code for a protein of 822 amino acids. The transcript has a single exon. Gene Ontology annotation, cellular component: plasma membrane.
UUCCAUCCUGAGGUCGCAGGCAGACACUGGACAUUACCAUAUAUUGACAAUUCCAGAUAACGACUGUGACAUCCGAGGCGUCAGGACGUCUCACUGAGAAUGUCCUUUUCCUAAGACCACCACCACGCCUCGGCGACGACGAGCCUCCCCUCACCUCAUUUUUCCCACCUGGGCCGAGACCACACCCCUUCCAAACUCGCCGCCUCGAACACCUGCGUCGCAAGCAUACCUCCUCAUGAUUGAAACGACGACACUCUUCACAAAGCCAAUGGCUGACACGGUCGCAUAUCGAUCUAAUCCCACACAUGGCCCCUCGGACAGGCGCAGAUCGGCCUCUUCCACUUCGGGUUCCCACAAGUCCUCCAUCUCCCACGCCGCUUCGCACUACAAAGUCUCGUCGCAAAGCUCUCUAGCCCCUCCCUCGCCUCGAGGUUCGCGCCGGUCGUCGCAAAGAGUAUCUACUGUUCCUGAAGAUGGCCCCUACCGGCCAAAGAAGCGACUCAAGUCACAAUAUCCACUACAUUCGAGCGAGCCUCAUGUUGAGUACAUUCUGGUCGCAUCAUUCGACAUUGACCGAGGCCCGAUCAUGGAACACCAGUUUCCUGGUGCCAUCAGUCCAGAUGAGAAUAUGCUGGCAGAAUUGAUGCUUCCAGACCAGACGCAUGUUCGCCAGCAGGAUUGGACGAUGUUUUUCCUUCACAAAGAUGCUGGCACAAGUGAAGAAGAGGAAGCCGAAAAAGAAGCCAGACGACAGCAGAGAGCUUCCAGAAGUCGGCUCCGGGAGGAGAUGGCAGCAGUAGGCGUUACAGAUGAAUAUGACGACGAAUCGAGCAGCGACGAGAGUGAUGCUGGUGGAACCGACAAUCCUCCAUUGAUGUAUGUCUUAAACUUGGUCAAUACCAAGCAAGACAGCACUGUCAAGAGAGGUGCCGUGGUGAAGGCCAUGGCUAUAUGCACGAGGCACUCGUUUUUGCACAUAUACAAGCCGUUGCUGUUGCUGGCUCUCGAGGACUAUUUCAAGUCGCCAACACCAGAUACGUUGGAGCUGCUGUACAACGCGCUCAACGCCAUGGACCUGUCGUUGAUGCCUCGGCUCUCAAUGCUCGAGCGACACAUCCUCCAAGCAAGCGACACCAAGGAUAUGUUUGUGGAAAAAUUCGAACAGAUGAUUUCACAACGAGUGGCCGACGAGGCUUUCAGCAAGGCACUUGAAGCUCCAGACUCUCCAACAAGGGCCGAAUCAAACUAUACUGUUCCCCGUGACACUCAUGAGUUCGAGUCGAAGAUAGUCUACAAUGGUAUUCCAAUCCCUGUCAAGAUCCCAACUGCACUGUCUCCUGAGACGGUAGGAGACUUCUCCCUGAUCAAGCUUGUUCAGGUCUUCGGCACCCCACAUCUUUCACAACCGCAGCCCCUUGCACUACACCCUCACCUCACCACCUCUGGAGCAUACACCCACCCGGUCAUCGUUCUGAUCAACGCCAUGCUCACUCAGAAACGAGUCAUCUUUCUUGGUCACAAUCGUCCUUCAGGCGAGGUUGCGGAAGCAGUACUCGCAGCGUGUGCUCUUGCAUCCGGAGGCAUUCUGCGUGGAUUUACCCGACACGCAUUUCCAUACACCGAUCUGACCAAAAUUGAUGAAUUGCUGAAGGUACCGGGCUUCAUAGCGGGAGUCACCAAUCCUGCGUUUUCAUAUCAUCCUGAAUGGUGGGAUGUGCUGUGCGAUCUGCCGUCAGGGAGGAUCAAGAUCUCCUCCUGCAUCGAAGCUGCCCCAGUCACUGAAGGCACCACGUACUUCCAGCAGCACGGGCAUAUAAUGCUAAACCAGAAAGACGCAGCCCACGCUGAUGCCACUGGAGACAAUCAUUUCAUUGAAGACAUAACGCGAAGCAUAGCAUCGAGAGCUGGAGAAUCCAUCAUUCGCGCAAAGUUCCGAGCCUACAUCACCAAAUUCACUCGCAUAGCGGCGGCAUUCGAAGAGACCGUGUAUGGGGCGAGCAGUCUCAACGUGCUUCCUCUGACGGAGGUGGACAAGGUCGUGACGCCUUCUUCAGCCACCGCUCCUCCCCGGCCGAUGUCGCUGAGGACUUCAAGCCAGAAUUUGAAAGGCCACGGCUAUGUCUGGUCUAGCGAGGAGGCCAAGAUGCGGGAGCUUGCAGCUUCGGCAGCAAGGAUUGAAGGGUGGAGAAACACGCGGUCAUAUCAUUCUUUCAUCCUUGAUCUGGCGUCUCAUUCACAGGACGCCGCAUCUCCUUCCUCUCCUGUCAGCAUGAGCAAGAUGCUUGCGCGAGAACCACUCAGACCCUAUGUGGAUCUUUAUCACUCGCUCUCCAAGCUUCGAAUGCUACGCCUCACGCCGACAGAAGCGGGUGCGAUCUAUCUUGCCCUCGAAGCGUAUUGUACCGACUACGAGAGUAUUCUCGAACUACUAGAGAUGGCUCCAAUGUCAGAAGCCGGGCUUUUUUACGUCGGCCUCGGACUUUGGCAUGAAGACCAGAGAGUCAGAAGUGCCGUCGUCACUCUUCUAGACCGGAUCAGGAAACACCCGGCCGGGCGAGUAUUCUUUGGACGGCUGGGUGGAUGGGCCAACACGGGCUUCAACAGGUGCUUGCAGGAGAAGGAGGCCAAAAUCCGUCGGCACCAACAGGAGGCCGAGGACAUGAUGGCUCCUCUGACGAUCCAAGCAGAGAGCCGACGCAGUUAGCAUUUUGGCUGUUACUCUGUAUGCUGUUACUCUGUACAGUAUGUAAGAUGUUAUGAGGCGCAGCAGUGUCGGUAGAAAAUGUCCAUCAGAGGUCUAGACACACUACAGAGUACUAUGGCACAAGUAGAUCCAUAGAUCCAUG